CCAAUCAAACGGGAGUCUCUCCAUUGUUAAAGCCAAAAAAAUUAUAUACACACAAAAUCCUGUAUCUAUAAAUCGACUCCUGCGAGUUGAAUAAAAUCAGGGUUUUUCUAGGGUUUUUAAAAUCUUGUGCCCCCAAAAAUGGCUUCUUCCAAUGGCGUGAAGCUUCUCCGAUUGCUCUCUCGUCACUCUCUCCGCUCAAGAUUGCUCCACGAUCCUUCCUCAAUCGCCAUAUAUGAGUCGUUUCUGAAAGGGGCUACUAGAAACUUUGGUACAGUGAUUGGCGGGCACUCCAGGAAUGUUACUAAUUCACACAUCAUCAAUGUUGGUCAUACGAACUGUUUGAGUCUUGGAGUAGUGAAAGCCAAUCUUGGGGGAUUGAGAUCAAUUCAUGGAACAACAUCGAUGGCAUCAAAAGAUUUUUAUGAGACACUUGGUGUGACAAAGAAUGCAACGCCAUCUGAUAUCAAGAAAGCUUACUAUGGACAAGCAAAGAAGUUACAUCCAGAUACAAACAAAGAUGAUCCUGAAGCUGAAAAGAAAUUUCAGGAAGUCCAGAAAGCAUAUGAGGUUCUGAAAGAUGAAGAUAAACGCGCACAAUAUGAUCAGCUUGGUCAUGAAAAUUAUAUAAGAUUUGGUGAGGGUGGUGGUGGUGACCCAGAUCAAGGAGGUUGGGGCCAAGGAUUCCCAUUCGGCGGUAGUCCAUUUGGUGCUGAGGAUAUCUUCAGUAAAAUAUUCGGCAACAGAGACUUUGGCGGCAGGGAUGUUAAGGUUUCGCUUGAACUAUCAUUUAUGGAAGCAGUACAGGGUUGCACAAAAACUGUUUUGUUCCAAACAGAGUUGCCUUGUGACGCUUGCGGCGGGUCUGGCGUUCCUCCAGGAACCAAACCCGAGACAUGUCGGCGGUGUAGAGGGGCGGGGAUGACAAAUCAGCAAAGUGGUCCAUUCAGGAUCCAGGUUACUUGUAGUCAGUGUGGUGGGAGUGGCAAAUAUGUGAAGAGCUUAUGCAAAUCUUGCAAUGGUCAGCGAGUGGUGAGAGGACCAAAGUCUGUCAAAUUGGAUAUCAUGCCGGGAGUAGAUGAAAGUGAAACCAUGAAAGUAGCCAGAAGUGGUGGAGCGGAUCCUGAUGGUAAUCAACAUGGUGAUCUCUAUGUUACGUUUAAGGUCCGAGAAGACCCUAUCUUCAGAAGAGAAGGUCCUGACAUUCAUGUUGAUGCCAUUUUAAGUAUUACUCAGGCUAUCUUGGGUGGAACGAUCCAGGUUCCUACUCUAACAGGAGAUGUUGUUCUUAAGGUUCGUCCUGGAACUCAACCUGGUCAGAAGGUUGUUUUGAAAAAGAAAGGGAUCAAAACAAGAAACUCUUUCUCAUUCGGAGAUCAGUUUGUGCAUUUCAAUGUCACCAUCCCGAUGAAUUUGACCCAGAGGCAGCGUGAAUUGAUUGAGGAGUUCUCAAAAGAAGAGCAUGGAGAAGAUGAUAAAAGGGAUGAGAAAAGGAAUGCAGCUGGCGCAUCAGGUUAACAAAGCUUUAUAUAUCUUGCUCUGCUUCAUUAUACUACCUAGCCGAAGCAGAAGUAAAAGCAAUUUUUUGGGGAUAUCGGAAGCAAAUAUAUUCCUCACACCCAACAUGGAGAGUUUUGUAGGAGUAAGAUUCAUGCAUUGUAACCUUUUCCUUCUGUUCUGAGAGGUAUGUGUAAUGACUUUUAUUAAUCAAAAGAUAAUUUAUAUAAAUUGCUAGUACCGGAGAAUGGCAAGUCUUAUAUAAUAGGUGAUUCUGUACAUAAACUAGUGUUAAGCUUUAUUGUAACACGAAUAACUGAGGUCACAUUUAAGGACUCAAUGCCAUUCCUUUCUAUUACGGUAAGCCAUUGGUCUGUUUGUUC
This is a messenger RNA of Daucus carota subsp. sativus, 1877 nucleotides long. Its product is annotated as chaperone protein dnaJ GFA2, mitochondrial. The record is from RefSeq and is a predicted model, not a curated record. Gene Ontology annotation, biological process: protein refolding; response to heat. The transcript is spliced from 18 exons. Gene Ontology annotation, molecular function: heat shock protein binding; ATP binding. NCBI's taxonomy places the organism in Eukaryota, Viridiplantae, Streptophyta, Magnoliopsida, Apiales, Apiaceae. The coding region runs from base 139 to 1515 and encodes 458 amino acids. Gene Ontology annotation, cellular component: cytoplasm.